AUGGCGGCAGCACAAACACAAACAAUCCCGCUCACAGCGCCACAGCCCGGGUCCGAGUCGGACACAACUCCAGCACCGGCUCUGCCGCCGAUCUCGCGCAGGAAACAAGCCUCGGUGCUCCUCUCGGCCUUCGUAACCAUCGCUCUCACAAUAGGCUACAACCAGACCUUUGGCGUCUUCCAGGAGUACUACCUCUCGCCGGACCAGAACAUCCUGUCGCCCCCUCCGUCGUCGCAGGCCUCGCCGCCGACCGCGCUGCUCGCCUUCGUGGGCACCCUGUGCUACGGGCUGACCUGGGCGGGCGGCAUCCUGGUCAACCCAGUGAUAGCGCGCAUCGAGCACGGGACCUGGGGCUUAACCGCCGCAGCAACCACGCCCUCGAGCCGCCGAUGGCGCCGCAGGAUCCUGCGUGUCUUAACGCCAAGGUCGAUCACCACCUCUGGCGUCGUCAUCAUGUGCGCCGGCUUCGCGCUCGCUUCCCUCGCUAGCUCCAUAUGGCAGCUCCUGCUUACCCAGGGCUUCCUCGUCGGCCUCGGCAUGUCCCUCUUGUACUUCCCGCUCCUCGCCCCGGCGCCUGAGUAUUUCACUAGCCAUCGGGCCACGGCUAUGGGCUUUAUUCUAGCCGGUGGUGGUACGGGUGGUCUCAUCCUGUCGCCUGUGAUUCGCGCACUUCUUAGCUCCGUCGGCGGCCGCUGGACCCUUCGGAUCUACGCUGUCUUCAAUCUAUUUGCCGGACUGCCGAUCGCGUGGGCUGUACCACGGAGUCGGUUUGCAACGACCCCAGCCGGGGGAAGGCCUGAAAGGCGAAAUACCCAUGUCUCGCGCUCCUUGUCCGUGAAGCCCACGUUCCUCUUCUCUGUUGUGGCCGCGUUUCUCCAGUCGGCUGGUGCUCAGCUUCCACUCUCCUUCAUCCCUUCUUACACAGUCAUCCUCGGGCAAACCGCAUCCAACGGCGCCAACCUCCUUGCCGCUAGCAACGCCAUAAAUGCCGUAUCUCGCGUCUUUACCGGAUACGCCGGCGAUCGGCUCGGCCGACAGAACACGCUUCUGCUGACGCUGUUCCUCGCCGCGUGCAGCGUCUUCGCCUUCUGGCUCUCCAGCAUCCUCGCCACUACGUCGUCUUCGUCCUCUCUCUGGAUAGCUUUCAUCGUACUCUACAGCAUCUCCGCAGGUGGGUACUACGGACUGUUCCCGGCACUUAUUGCCGAAGUCUUUGGGAUCCAGCAGUACGCCGCCGUGAAUGCGUUUAUACUUUUCGUAAGGGGCUUGGGGACCAUGUUUGGUAGUCCUGUUGGCGGACAGCUGUUAGGAAGUUCGGAAGAGGGAACGGGGGCGUAUGCUAGCAUUGCGUACUGGGAUGGUGCGCUGCUGAUGGGCGCUACCGUGUGCUGUGCUGGGGUGCGGUGGGCUGAUGGAAAGGGAAAGGGGUGGAAGUGGAUUGCUUGA
Messenger RNA from Daldinia caldariorum, 1446 nucleotides. Its product is annotated as MFS general substrate transporter. Gene Ontology annotation, molecular function: transmembrane transporter activity. Gene Ontology annotation, cellular component: fungal-type vacuole membrane. NCBI's taxonomy places the organism in Eukaryota, Fungi, Ascomycota, Sordariomycetes, Xylariales, Hypoxylaceae. Bases 1 to 1446 code for a protein of 481 amino acids. The record is from RefSeq and is a predicted model, not a curated record. Gene Ontology annotation, biological process: transmembrane transport. The transcript is spliced from 3 exons.